UGCCCCCGCGCGUAGUCCACCGACUCUACUCGUGUCUCGUCCCGCCUGCCACCCGCUGGUGUACAAGCAGACGCUAUCUCCGUCCAUCACACAGUGUGUUUUUACAGGUACCGCAGACAUGAUCGACAAGGACCACCGCUGUGGAGUGGGACCGUUCCACCCAAAAUGGCUGCAGAAACUCGCCAACACCAAGUGUUUCCUGGUCGUCUACAGCAUCCUGGGCACCGUGCAGGGGAUGUCUCACAUCUACAGCAGUACCACGCUCACCACCAUUGAGAAGAGAUUCAAGAUCCCCAGCAGGACGUUAGGCGUGCUGCUGAGCGGGAACGAAGUGAGCCAGAUCUUCCUGUCGCUGAUCAUGGCCUACCACGGGGGCCGAGGGAACAGGCCCGUCUGGCUGGCCUGGGGGGUCGUCUUCUCGGCGCUGUCGGCCUACAUCCUGGCCCUGCCCCAUGUCCUGUAUGGCCCAGGCCAGGACGCGCUGUCCCUCACCGAGGAGUACCUGGACGAGUCUGUGCUCAACCGGUCGCUGCCCAUGAAGAAGGAGACGCCCCUGCUGUGCCUGGCGAACCGCACCCUCACAGACAUGUGCACCGAGGAAGACUUCGCCAGCGGAGAGCACUCGUGGACACCCCUGGUGCUCAUCUUCAUGUCCAACUUUGUGCUCGGCAUCGGAGUCACCCUUUCGCACUCCUUGGGCCAGACCUACAUCGACGACCACACCAAGAAGUCCAACACUCCUAUACUGCUGGGUGUGGUUAUGUCGCUGAGGAUGCUGGGUCCUGCAAUCGGAUUCGUCUUCUCUGCGUUCUGCCUCAGCAUGUACAUCGAACCCUCCUUGACGCCAGUAAUUCGACCAAAGGACCCUCGCUGGCUAGGAGCCUGGUGGCUGGGAUGGAUUUUUCUGGGAACUUUGAAGCUCAUUAUGGGAUUCCUAGUGGCUUUCUUCCCGAAAGAACUUCCCAUGAAUAAAGAGAAAGAAGAAACGGUAGAAAUAAAAUUGGAAGAUGGAGAAAUAAAGAAAGUAAAUGGUAAUACUAAGCAAGAAAAUGAAGAAAAUGAGGAAAAUACUGCACCUGAAAAAGAACCACUUCAACCAAUCCCUAAAGAAAAUGUCAAAAAAGAUUCUAAAAAGAAAGAUGAUUAUGAUGAGGACGAUUUCUUUAACUCUCUGAAACGUCUACUAAGGAACAAGUUGCUGAUAUGCAAUAUAGCCGCCUCGUGUUUCUUCAUCACUGCUGGGUCGGGCAGCAUGACGUUUUCCAUGAAGUACAUGGAGACUCAAUACCAUACUUCGGCCGCUGGAGCCAGCAUGAUCUCAGGUACCGCGUCCAUAAUGGCGAUGGUGUGCGGGUUCCUGGGAUCAGGCUUCUUCAUAAGCAAAGUGAAGCCCAGGCCGCGCUUCAUUCUGGGCUGGAACGUAAUGCUGGCGUUCCUCCACGCGGUCGCCAACAUCUGCUACAUAUUCCUCGGCUGCCAGGACAACGGGCUCUACGGCUUGAACCUCACGACUGGAGAAGUUAACAUACUGAAUGGAUGUAACGGUAACUGUGAUUGUGAAUCUGUAAAGUACCAGCCCGUUUGCUAUGCAGAACAAGGAAUGACAUACUACUCACCUUGCCAUAUAGGUUGUCAGUCGAAAAUUCUGGAUACAAACACUACUAAGACGUUCUUCACCAAUUGUACCUGCAUCCCGAACUUGAACUCGUCGAUGAGCCUGGGAGAUGUGAACCCAUCUUACCUAGCCGACCCUUCGAUCAUUGUGGAUAAUGGACCCUGCGCGGUGGACUGUUCAACGAUGUUGUACACCUAUGUCAUGGUUGGAUUCAUUAUACACGUACUCAGCAGUUCCGGAAGAGUUGGGAGCGUCUUAAUUAACUUUAGAUGUGUGGCUAAAAAAGACAAAGUUUUCGCACAAGGUCUGAGUUUGCUUUGUGUCAGUCUGUUCGCUUUCAUACCUGGGCCCAUAAUAUUUGGAGCUAUGAUAGAUCAUGCGUGCUUGGUUUGGGACGCUACCUGCGCCGAAAGAGGGAACUGCUGGCUUUACCACAAAGACAACUUCCGCAUAUACAUGAACUGCACAGCUGCUGCGCUGACCCUGGUGGGCUGCUGCGUGGACCUGAAGGUGUGGCAUCUGGGGAAGUACAUCAACCUGUACGGCGAGGAGGACGAGGUGGACCCCGAGUACAAGCAGGAGAGGAAGCAGAGCAUCCUCGCGGACAUGAAGGACUAGACAACGGAUGUCAUCCUCGUGCAUCCCCCCCACCCCACACCCUGGACACACUCUCGACUGAAACAAACACGUUAUUUAUUUAUGCCUUUAUUACCGUGUAUUUUAAGAUAAAGUUAAAUUAUUAUCUCUCGAGGACUUUGUAAAACCAUUUUAUUUUUGAGGUAAUAAAAUUUGUCCUUUUUAA
Molecule: messenger RNA, 2417 nt
Organism: Bacillus rossius redtenbacheri
Lineage: Eukaryota; Metazoa; Arthropoda; Insecta; Phasmatodea; Bacillidae
Product: solute carrier organic anion transporter family member 74D-like
Exons: 13
Coding region: 119-2233 (704 amino acids)
Biological process (GO): sodium-independent organic anion transport; transmembrane transport
Cellular component (GO): plasma membrane
Molecular function (GO): protein binding
Source: RefSeq, a predicted model, not a curated record